Messenger RNA from Staurois parvus, 373 nucleotides. Lineage: Eukaryota; Metazoa; Chordata; Amphibia; Anura; Ranidae. The record is from the annotation of a GenBank genome assembly.
AUGUACACUGACCAUCAGGGCACUGAUGAUCAGUGUGCCCUGAUGAUCAGUGUAGCCCCAGCAGUGCCACCUGUCAGUGCCUAUCAGUGCCUACCAGUGCACAUAAAUGCCACAUAUCAGUGCCCAUCUGAGCUCCCUUUCAGUGCCACCUAUCAGUGCCCGUCAGUGCCACCUAUCAAUGCCAUCAGUACCGCCUAUCAGUGCCACCUAUCAGUGCCAUAUAUAAGUGCUGCACUUCAGUGCCCAUCAGUGAUGCCUGUCAAUGCCCAUCAGUGCCACCUACUAGUGCCUCCUCAUCAGUGCAACCUAUCAGUGCCCAUCAGUGCAGCCUAUCAGUGCCCAUCACUGCAGCCUCAUUAGCGCACAUCAGUGA